Messenger RNA from Rhizophagus irregularis DAOM 181602=DAOM 197198, 342 nucleotides. The record is from RefSeq and is a predicted model, not a curated record. NCBI's taxonomy places the organism in Eukaryota, Fungi, Glomeromycota, Glomeromycetes, Glomerales, Glomeraceae.
AAAAAAAUCCUUUUCUUUUAAAAAAAUUUUACAUUUAAUUUUUAAUUUCUAAUGCCUCAAAGGUUUAGGAACUGGGAUUUUAUCAGGGGGAAUCAAAAAUUUCUAAUAACAGAAAUUACAGGAAUAAUUUACAUGAACAGAGUUAUGGUGUGGCUCUUUUGGUCUUUCUGGACAUGGAAUUCGUUAGACAGUUUUGUGACACCUUGGAUGGAUUUAAAUUUUGUAUAUAUGGUCAAUUUUUGAGAACUUUGGGGAACAACCCUUUUCUCUUUUUUAGGUUUUAGAAGUACCUUUUAGGGUGAAGGUUUUUACUAGACACCGGAAUUUUGGAUUUAUGAUUUA